Messenger RNA from Dichomitus squalens LYAD-421 SS1, 2064 nucleotides. RefSeq names its product asparaginyl-tRNA synthetase. Bases 93 to 1811 code for a protein of 572 amino acids. Gene Ontology annotation, cellular component: cytoplasm. Lineage: Eukaryota; Fungi; Basidiomycota; Agaricomycetes; Polyporales; Polyporaceae. Gene Ontology annotation, molecular function: ATP binding; asparagine-tRNA ligase activity; nucleic acid binding. Gene Ontology annotation, biological process: asparaginyl-tRNA aminoacylation. The transcript has 4 exons. The record is from RefSeq and is a predicted model, not a curated record.
CUCACCACCACCUCCACCACCUCACACAUCCUUGACUCGUCUGGCUCACAUAUAACACAGCUACAGCCCUCGAAGGCCGCACACACUUCAUCAUGGCACCGAUAUACGUCGAUGAAGCCGCCGGCUCAGACGACACCGGCAAGGGCUCCCAGGAGGCUCCCUACCAGUCCCUCGCAUUCGCCCUCUAUACCCACCCCGAUGGCCAGUUCCAGAUACGCAAGGAUGCUGACACGCCGUACGACGAGCCUACGCAGUCCGCGCUGAAGAAGGCGAAGAAGGGUGCGGACGGCAUCGAGAAGAAAAAGAAGAAGGCGGAGGAGCUCGCGCAGCGCGAGGCUAAAGAGAAGGCCGAGGCGCGGGAGCGCAAGGAGAAGAAAUUGGAGGAGAGCAAGAAGAUAGUUCUACAGGAGGACCCUGGCUUGCCCAAGGCGACCAAGGCGAAGAUCGCGAACCUCACCCCCCUCCGCUCACAACGCGUUCGCACGUCCGGAUGGGUACACCGUCUCCGCGACCAGAAGGAGAUCAUCUUCAUUGUCCUCCGCGACGGUACUGGCUACCUUCAGUGUGUUCUCUCCGGACAGGUCGCGCAGACGUACGAAGCUCUCACGCUCACACUCGAGUCGACCAUCGAAGUCGUUGGCACGCUCAAAGUCGUUCCCGAAGGUCAGACCGCUCCCGGCGGCCAUGAGCUUGUAGUCGACUACUGGAAGGUCCUUGGUGCGGCUCCUGGUGGAGACGAGGCAUUUACCAACCGUCUGAACGAGAAAUCGGACCCCUCCAUCCAGGCCGACCUUCGCCAUCUCGUCCUCCGCGGCGAGACCGCGUCCGCGGUCCUCAAGCUCCGUGCUGCACUCCUCGCCGGCUUCCGCUCCUCCCUCACCUCGCACGACCUGCUCGAGGUCACCCCACCCUGUCUCGUCCAGACACAAGUUGAGGGUGGUGCGACGCUCUUCAAGCUCGACUACUACGGCCAGCCCGCGUUCCUCACGCAGUCCUCUCAGCUCUACCUCGAGACGUGCCUGCCCUCUCUUGGGGACGUCUUCUGCGUCCAAGAGUCGUUCCGCGCUGAGAACUCGCACACACGCCGGCACCUCGCCGAAUAUACGCAUCUGGAGGCUGAGCUGGCGUUCAUCACGUUCGACGACCUCAUGACGCACAUCGAGGCGAUCAUCUGCGAGACCGUCGACAAGCUGCUCGCGGACCCGGCAUCGGCUACACUGAUCAAGCAGCUCAACCCCGGCUUCGUGAAGCCAGAGCGGCCGUUCCUGCGGCUGUCGUACGUGGACGCGAUUGAAUGGCUGAACAAGCAUGACAUCAAGCAUGAAGCCGAGGAUGCGGAUGGCAAUGUCAUCAAGGACGAGCAGGGCAACCCGGUCAUGGUCGAGCACAAGGUCGGGGACGACAUCGCGGAGGCGGCAGAGCGUCGCAUGACGGACAUCCUCGCAAGGCCAGUGUUCCUGUACGGGUUCCCGGCGGAGUUAAAGGCGUUCUAUAUGAAGAAGAUUAAGACGGAAGGGGAGCAGGGCUCGACGACCUUCACGGAGAGCUGUGACCUGUUGAUGCCGGGCGUUGGAGAGAUUGUUGGGGGAUCGAUGAGGAUUGCGGAUGCAGACGAGAUGAUCGCUGCGUACAAGCGCGAGGGGAUCGACCCCGAACCAUACUACUGGUACACUGACCAGCGCAAGUACGGUACUUGCGAGCACGGGGGAUACGGUCUUGGCGUCGAGCGUCUCUUGGCUUGGCUCGCCAACCGUUACACGGUCCGCGAGUGCUCGCUCUACCCCAGGUGGCCGGGACGCGCGACGCCCUAGGUGUGAAUAGCAGAGUUCGAGGUCAACGCAAGGUGUACUUCCUAGGUGUAUGACAUAGACCAGGGUUUCCAGCUGUCGAGCAGUUCCGUCGCAAUCGCGAAUGUUGUGCUAUAGUGCCAAUAAAUUAUUACGGCUUGUUCUAGGUAUCCACAUCUUCCUCUGCAGCGAAACAUGCAGAUGUUCCUGUACGGUCUAAUGUAAUAUAGGACACACUUGGUCCACACAAGGAAGAUAUUAUGGAAGGAUCCUCAAU